GCCGGCCGAGGGUGCGAGCGGCAUGUCCUCUCUCGGCGCCCGCGGCGCCAAGGCGUACAACGGCUCCGCGCCCUCCAACUACGUCGCCGGUCUCGGCCGUGGCGCCACCGGUUUCACCACCCGCUCAGAUAUCGGCCCAGCGCGCGCCACGGGCGAAGAAACAAACCUGUCCGAGUCGAACUUUGACAAGUUCUCGGGGUACUCCGAGUCGCUCGCGCAGGGCCUCCCCUACGACGACGACGACGAGGUCGCCGACACCGUCUGGUCCGAGGUGGACGCAAAGAUGGACGAGCGGCGGCGCACGCGGCGCGAGGACAAGCUGAAGCAGUCGCUCGACAAGUUCCGCGCGGUGCGGCCAAAGCUGCAGCACCAGUUCGGCGACCUGAAGCGCGAGCUGCAGCUCGUCUCGCGCGAGGAGUGGGAGACCCUCCCCGAGCCGGGCGAGCACCGCAAGUCGCGCGCCGCCGAGCGGCGGAACGAGCGGUACAUGCCGACGCCCGACACGCUGCUCGAGAAGGCGCGGCUGGAGCAGGAGGUGCACAACUCGCUCGACACGAGGCAGAUGAUCAACGGCGGGAUGGAGACCGUCGUCGGCGGCUCCGCCACACCCUUCCCCGGCUCGGCUGGCUCCGCCACCCCGUUGCCUGGCGGCGCGACGCCGCUGACGGACCUGAAGGCCAUCGGAGCGGCGAGGAACUCGGUGCUGUCGGUCAAGCUCGACCAGAUGUCGGACUCUGUGUCGGGGCAGACGGUGGUGGACCCGAAGGGCUACCUCACCGACCUCAACUCGGUCAAGAGGCAGUGCGUGGCGGUGGUGCACGGCCACACGCAUGCCGGUGUCGGCCUCUCAAGUCUCGGCCGCGUUCCGGUGAUCAACCCUGGCAGCCUGCGCUUCGGACGCCGGUUCGGCCUCCUCACCCUCCGCCGCGAGCCGGACCAGUGGCAGCUCGAGUCUCUCCACUUCCACGCGCUAGACGGCGUCUCGCCCUCCCACGGCUCCUCCGCCCCGACAGCGGCGAGCCUCGCCCUCUCGCCCCCCGUGGCCGACGCCGCGGCUGCGUGCGGCGAGUGGCGGCCAUGGCUCCUGGCCGGCGGGGCGCUCUGCCUCGCCGCGCCCUUGGCCCUCUCCCGGCUGGCCUCGCUGCUCGCGAGGCUCUCUGCCGGCGCCACGGGCUACUCUGGGGUGCGCGCAGGCAACCACGGGGCAGAGCGGCCAUAA
Emiliania huxleyi CCMP1516 is the source of this 1219-nucleotide messenger RNA. RefSeq lists its product as hypothetical. Lineage: Eukaryota; Haptophyta; Isochrysidales; Noelaerhabdaceae. The transcript has 3 exons. The record is from RefSeq and is a predicted model, not a curated record. Gene Ontology annotation, biological process: mRNA splicing, via spliceosome. The coding region runs from base 23 to 1219 and encodes 398 amino acids.